AUGACCAGGAUAUACACACGUCCUGAAAUCCUCCUUCUGAUCUUCUUGGCAGGCGCAGUGAAGCUUGACGGAGUCAAGACAUUUCGGUGGCUGAAAGGGAAGGCCAGUGCCUUGUGCUGGCAGUUUGUCUCUCAGCGCUCAGCCGCUUGGAGACGUAUCCUGACGCUUCUCAGAGUCAAAUUGGAAGCUAUAAGAGCAGGGACGGUUCGUGAAGCCACCGUGGAACUCUAUGGCUUUGUGCAAUGGUUUCCCUGCGAGCAACAGACCAGCCACGAUCAUGAUGGACAGGCGCGAAAUGCUUGGUGCAAACGUGUCGUUCUCGUUGUGACAGUAAAGUCGGGCAGAUCCUACAAGGCAAUCAAGGAUGCCAUAGGGAUUGAAAGCGACUCUCCCUGGAAUUACCGGAACAGAAACCAGACUGGGUCACUUCCAGAACCACCCGGAUUCAUGCGUCAUUUUGCCGUUUGUUUGGUGCCAGAGGCGGUUUGGAUGGAUGGAACAACGGACCUGCUGCAGAAAUUCCAACGUGGAUCAUUCUUCGAGCUCGUCGGCCCCAAUAUAACUGACGAGGAAGGUGGAGGCGUCUGCUUGGGAGAGGAGAAGAUUCGGAGCAUAGAUGGGAUCGUUGAGAUCGGGUUGGUCACUUACGACAACGAAGCAAUAACCGAGUCGUUCUAUAAACCCCUGCGAACAGCAUGGGGAAGAUAUGACUCGAUCUGGUGGAACUGUUCCGACUUCACCAUCCGCCUUGCAUGUAUGAUUCUGCCAGACCCUGAGGAAAAGGACAUCCUGCGACGACUGCUGCUUUUUGUGUGCGUGUCUCGCCUACAGACCCUCGAGUUUGCCAUUGAACAAUUUCAUGGGAGAAUAUUCCUGUCAAGCUGGACUGCUGGCGUGGCAUCAUGGGUUGGCGGGGCUGGAUCUGCUCUCUUAGUGGGAGCGUUCCCUGCCGUAUUCCCAAUUGCGUUCUUGGGGUCCUGUGCUUUUGGUAUGGGAUCUGGGAUUGCGGGGAUGUGGCGCGCUAGUCGCGUUGGUACCAAAGAAUAUCCUGAAUGGAAAGCACGGUCAAAUGAGUUGGAGCAGCGGUUUCCCCAGCUUCGGGGGUUGGUUGGGGAGUGAUUGACUUACAGUUUUCCCUGCUGAUAACCGCUCCGUAGGAAAUAGGAGGUAUGGAGCCAAAGGGAAAGGAAAAGGUAUAGAAUGCUAGCAGACUGCAACAAUGUAC
Messenger RNA from Aspergillus eucalypticola CBS 122712, 1225 nucleotides. RefSeq lists its product as uncharacterized. Bases 1 to 1119 code for a protein of 372 amino acids. The transcript is spliced from 6 exons. The record is from RefSeq and is a predicted model, not a curated record. Lineage: Eukaryota; Fungi; Ascomycota; Eurotiomycetes; Eurotiales; Aspergillaceae.